This is a messenger RNA of Daktulosphaira vitifoliae (grape phylloxera), 6103 nucleotides long. RefSeq names its product fatty acid synthase-like. NCBI's taxonomy places the organism in Eukaryota, Metazoa, Arthropoda, Insecta, Hemiptera, Phylloxeridae. Gene Ontology annotation, molecular function: fatty acid synthase activity; oxidoreductase activity. Gene Ontology annotation, biological process: fatty acid biosynthetic process. The record is from RefSeq and is a predicted model, not a curated record. The coding region runs from base 172 to 5997 and encodes 1941 amino acids. The transcript has 31 exons.
UAUUUGAUUGUUUAAUUAUUUUAAUACUGGUCAUUGACAUGUCUAAAGUCGCAAUAAAACCGCUCUGUUCUCGAAUUUAACUUAAGUUUUACAAUUCAAUUGUAUAAUAGUCUUUACCUUACUGUGAAGAAAUUGAAAGAGUGUAUUUGUUUGAGUACAAUAAUAAGAAGUAUGGAUACUGUUAAAGAAGAAGUUGUUAUUUCUGGAAUCGGAGGAAUUUUUCCACAAUGUGCGAAUGCUGAAGAGUUAAAAACAUUAUUGUUUAGUAAAACUAAUGGCGUGACUUUAAAUACAGAGAAGUGGUCUUGUGCUAAAUUUGGUGCAGCAAGUUCAACAGGUAAAGUAAAAAACAGUCUAGAAUUUGAUGGUACGUUUUUCAAAUCACACCCAUUGCUUUCUGAUGCUACGGAUCCUUUACUAAGGUUGACAUAUGAAAGAGCAAUUGAAGCCAUUAUAGAUGCAGGUUUAAAUCCAAGCGAUCUACGGGGAACAAAUACUGGAGUGUUUACUGGAAUUUUCAUUAGUGAAUACGAAAGAAGUUUAAUAGAAGGUUCUCAAUAUUCAGGUUUAUUCUUAAUGGGAACAUCGAAAGCAAUGCAAUCAAAUCGAAUAUCAUACAUUUUGGAUGUAGUAGGGCCAAGUUUUACACUUGUGAGUGGAUGGUCAAGUGGAGCAAUUGGUUUGACGAUGGCAAAAAAUUUAAUUGAAGGUGGAUUUAUUGAUUCUGCAAUUGUUGGUGUUUCAAAUUUAGUUUUGCAAUCAGAACUGCAAUUACAAUAUAAAGGAUUAAAUAAACUAACACAAACUGGCGCAACAAAAUCAUUUAGCGCGAAUGCCGAUGGCUAUAAUAGAUCAGAAGCAGUAGUUGUUUUGUACUUACAAAAAGCAUCUAAUGCAAAACGAUCUUACGGGACAUUGCUUAAUAUUAAAUCAACUUUCGUUGGUGAUCAUAAUGGUUUUAUUGUUGAACGUUCAAUUGAAACUUUGAGAACAACUAUAGUAGAAGCAUACAAAGAAGUAAAUGUUGAUCCUACUAGUAUUGAGUAUAUUGAAGCCAAUGGAUCAGGAGUUAAGGAUGAAGACCAUAUGGAAUUAAAAGUAUUAGAUGAAAUAUUCUGUACUAAUCAACGAAAAACGCCACUAAAAAUAGGAUCAGUGAAAAGUAAUAUUGGCAAUACCGAAGAAGUAGGAUUGUUUUCAUCAAUUGUUAAGGCUAUUAUUAUAUUUGAAAGUGGUUCUAUACCUCCUAAUAUAAAUUAUUCAGAACCAUAUCCAGAUGUUAUUUCAAUGAAAAAGGGAAAGAUGCAGGUAGUAACGGAUCCAAUGCCAUUCACUGGAGAUAUGAUAGGAAUAACUGCAUUUGGGAUUUUAAAUAAUUUUACACAUGUUAUACUGAAGAAACAUAAUAAUAUCAAUCAAUUGAAUAUGGAUAAAAAUGAUUUACCCUCAUUGAUAAUCGCUUCAGGGAGAAAUGAAGUAAAUGUGACUGGGGUAUUGAACAAGAUUUUAAGUAAUGAAAAUAAAGAAUAUAUUUCAUUAACACGCGAUAUUUUUUCUAAAAAUAUGAGUGCUCAUUUCUAUCGUGGUUUUACGAUAUUAUCUCAAUCAAAGUCUAAUCAAAAUAUCAACAUUAAGAACGUAACGCUGCAAAAACGCCCCAUUUGGUUUGUCUUUUCUGGUAUGGGUUCACAAUGGCUAGGAAUGGGCGCUGAUCUAAUGAAUCUGCCUAUUUUUGCCGAAUCCAUUCGAAAAUCUCACGCAGUAUUGCAGUUAAAAGGAAUUGAUCUUAUAAAUAUUAUAACUUCUGAGGAGACGACUAUAUUUGACAACAUACUAAAUUCCUUCGUGGGAAUUGCAGCUAUACAAAUAGCUUUGGUUGACAUCUUAAAUGCGUUAGAGGUCGUGCCAAAUGGUAUUAUAGGCCACUCAGCUGGAGAACUGGGAUGCGCUUACGCUGAUGGUUGUUUAACUGCCGAAGAAAUGAUAUAUGCUGCGUAUGCUCGCGGCCUUGCAUCUAUUGAAACAGAUUUAAUUCCUGGCAUGAUGGCUGCCAUUGGACUUGGUUAUAUGGAUAUAAAAAAUAGAGUCCCUUCAGAUAUUGAUAUAGCAUGUCAUAAUAAUUCGACUAAUUGUACAAUAUCUGGUCCAACUAAGAGUGUUAAUAAAUUUGUAGAUAGUUUAAAGGCGGAAGGUAUUUUUGCUAAAGCUAUUAACGUCGCCAAUAUAGCUUAUCAUAGCAGAUACAUAAAACCUGCAUUUCCAGCUCUUUUGAAAUAUCUUAAAGAAGUAAUUAAAGAACCAAAACAAAGAUCUUCGAAAUGGAUUAGCAGUUCAGUUCCGGAAUCUCAAUGGGAAUCUGAAUUAGCUAAAACAUCUUCGGCAGAGUAUCUCACAAAUAAUUUAUUGAGUAGUGUUUUGUUUGAAGAAGCUACUCGACAUAUUCCUAAAAACGCCGUUGUUAUUGAAAUCGCUCCGCGUGGCUUAUUACAAGCGAUUUUGAAACGAUCAUUAAAUAAAUCAGUGAAAAAUAUAUCACUUACAAAAAAUGUAAAAGGCGAGUCGAUCAAUAUUCUUUUCGAGGCAAUUGGAGAAAUGUAUACACAUGAUAUAAAUCCGAAUAUUAAUGCACUUUAUCCUUCAGUCAAGUACCCAGUCAAUCGAGGAACACCUUUCCUUCAUGAUUUACCAUUAUGGGAUUAUUCAGUAUCAUGGACCAUUUAUUCAAAAUUGUUAUUAAACGAGACAGUAUACCGUGAAGGAAGUUUUCCGCUUUCUCUCAACAUAAAUCAAAAACUAAUUCCAUAUAAAAUCAAUGGACAUAAUAUUUUACCAUUAUCAUAUCUUUUGAAUAUUAUAUGGACGAAGUUUGUUGAGUUCCAAAAAAAUUCAGUGACAAAGCCGAUUGUAUUUAACAAUAUCAAAGUCCAUAAAAAUAUUGCAGCACAAUACAAUAGUUCUUCAGAUAUAUAUUAUAUGAUACAAAAUACAGGAUAUUUUGAGUUCAAUCAUAAUGACGCAAUUUUAUUGAGUGGAUAUAUAAACUUUUUUGAUUCAAGUUUUCGAAAAACAACUUCAUUAUCUUUUUCAAACUUAAACUUAAUCGAGAACACAAUGGAAUUAUUCCUCACGAAAAAUGAGUUGUAUACAUUUCUUGAGCAAAAAGGUUACAACUUAGGCAAAAACUUCAAGACAAUAGACAAUGUUAAAUUAUGUAAAAACUUUAUCCUUGCUGACAUAAAAUGGAAAAAUGAUUGGUUCUACUUUUUGGAUGCGUUAUUAAAAAUAAAAAUUCUAGAAAACUUAGAUAUUUCUCAUGCAGAAAUAGAAGAAUCCAUUCAUGAAAUUAUUUUUUACCCUGAAAAAUUUAAAAAUUGUGAAAAAAAAAAUAUAAAUGUUUUUUACAAUACAUUAACGAAAGAAGUUAUGUGUAAUGGUGUUUUGGUAUCCAAUAUUACGAAUAAAAAAUUAAAAGGUUUCGACCCAAUACCAUGUAUGAUAAAAUUAGAAACAAAAAGAUUUGAUAAAAAUAGUAACUUGAUUGUUAAGGAUUUGAAUAAUUUUAUUGAUGACUGCAUUUACAAGGUUCAUGACGAAUACCAGAAAGAUUCUAUUCGAAUUCCAGUAUCUAAUAGAAAUGGUUUGACAAUAAAGUAUUUGGGUCUCAAUCACAAAAGCACUGUUAUAGAUGAUAGCAUCGAGGAUGAACUUGGUCCCGUCGAAUACUCGGGCAUCACCAAAAAUGGAAAAGCUGUGAUGGGAAUUCUUUCCUGUAUAAAAUCGAAAAAUGAGAUGAUCUACGAAGAUAUAUUGACGUGGCCUGUACCAGAAACGUGGUCAUUAGAAAAUGCAGUUACUGUUCCUCUGGCAUACUCAAUGGCGUAUUAUUUAUUCAAUAUCUUAGGGAAACAUGAAAAACUAAACCCAUCGGUUUUAAUAACGUCCGGUAUGCAUCCAAUAGGACAAGCAGCUAUUUCAAUUUGCUUAUACCAGAGCUACAAUGUGUUUGUUGUCGUGGAAAAUGAAAAGCAAGCUAAAAUAAUUUCAGAACAAAAUCCAUCUUUACCAAGAUCCAACAUUAUUAUAAAUGAUGACAACACGUUCGAUAUAAAAAUGAAGAUGCUUUUUAAAACUGAAAUAAAUUAUGUAUUAAACUUUUUAGACAAGACUGGACUUGAUACUUCAGCAAAUAUAAUAGCAAAUAAUGGAAAGAUUUAUAAUUUUUCAUUUAAUGUUGCACAAAAAAACGAAAAUAUAGGGUCAAGGGUAUUUAUAAAUAAUGUAUCUAUGCAUAAUUUAAAUAACCAUAAGUUAUUAGUGGAAAUUGAUAAAAAUAAAUGUAUUAUACGUGAUUUGAUAAUAAAUGGACUUCAUCAGGGUGUUAUUAAGCCAUUAAAAAAUUUUAUACUAGAAAGUCCUUCAAAUACUUUGUCUUACAAAAAAGUAUUUAAUACAAUAAGAAAUUUGUAUUUAACAUCCGAAAAAUUGAUUCUUCCAAUUAAUGAUAACAUUAUGAAGUCAGGAUAUGUCGAAUUGCAAGCAGAUGAGUGUUAUAAAUGCCUUCCUAAUCAAGUAUAUGUGAUCAUUGGAAAUAAAAAUGGAUGGCUCGAAAUAACAGAAUGGCUUGUUCAAAGAGGAGCUCAAAAAAUCAAUAUAGUGAUUAAUAAAAUGAUUUUGUCAUCAAUGGAAUGUAGAAAGUUUAAUCAAUUACUUUCUAAGAAUAUUUCAAUUAAAAUUGAAACUGAUUUGUUUACAAAACCAGAGGAAGAAAUUUACAAAUGGUUUAACCACUUAACGGAAUCUAAUAAUCUUGGAGGUUUAUUUUUAGUUGAACAAGAUAGCUAUGAUAACGUCAAAAAAUUUAGUCAAGUCUUUGAAAAUUUGAGUAAAAAGUCAGAUCUUACUCCCUUUAUUUGUAUAGCAUGUAAAUGUGAAAACUUAUGCGCUGAUCUCAAAUCAAAGGGAUUAAAUGUAUUAAACAUAAAUUGGAAUACUUUAAAUAUUAAAAACAACCGUUUCAAAUUAAUGAUGUUGUUGGAUUCACUUUUAAUCAAACCUGACGAGUUAAACUCAUGUACCUAUGAACUCACAGUGGAUAAUGCAAAAAAUUCUUAUCAAAAAACUAAUCAUUUAUUAACAUAUGAUGAGUUACAAUUAUCAACAAUCAAUAUUGGAAACGAAGUUGAUUUUAUUGAAGUACAGACUAGAAGUCCGAAAUACUCACACGUUAAAGGAAAUUCUGCUAUAUUUUUCAUUCCUGGAUUUAAAUCAAAAUAUAGCGAAAAAUUUUACAAUCUUCUUAUGUAUCCUACUUUUGAAGCUCGUUUUCCAGAAAGUAUUGAAUCAAUAAACCAUCUAGCUCAAUCCCUUGUUAAGAAAUUAAAGCAAAUUACGAAUAAGAAUUUUGUAUCAUUGAUUGGCGAAUCUUGGGGAGGAAUAGUUGCACUAAAAAUGGCACAAAUUUUAGAAUCCGAAGAAAUUAUUGUUUCUGUAUCAUUGCUGUAUGGAGAUCCAUAUAACAUCAUUGAAAGGGCAAAAGAAGUAAUGAAUAAUUAUAAAGAAAGACAAUUAAAAACAAAUAAUACUUCAGUACUAAACAAAACUAAUAUAUCUUUCGACUUACAAAAAUCUCAGAUCUAUGAAUUAUUGAGUAAUAAAAAAAACCCAAAAGAAAUGGAAAAUAUUAAUAUUGUGCUUUCUAUAUUUAAAGCAAUAAUCGAUUCUGAACCUUUAAAACAUAAAGUUUUAGCACGAAUACAAAUAUUUGUACAUGAAAUUACAAGUGAUGUACUAUCUGCUUUAAAUGACUACAUUUUUUCUUCACCAUUCUUGUAUGAAGUAAAAAAAUCAGAUUCCAAUAAGAAACAUUGUUUAGAUGAUAUAUUCCGUAAAAUUAAUGAUAAUGUGGCUUUUUACUAUGGAGAUGGAGAUCAAUUGUCACUCCAAGAAAAAUAUAAUAAUAUAAAUUUUAAAUUUGAAGCUCUUAAAUUACUUGCAUGAACAAACUAAUGGAAAUUUUUUUUUCAAAAAGUAGAUUAACAAUACGAAAAUAUAGUACAAAUUAUUUUCUUGUUUAAAUGUUUUUUAUUAUGAAUAAAAUAUCAUA